This is a messenger RNA of Dunckerocampus dactyliophorus (ringed pipefish), 882 nucleotides long. It is a transcript of the gene ntmt2, whose product is annotated as N-terminal Xaa-Pro-Lys N-methyltransferase. Lineage: Eukaryota; Metazoa; Chordata; Actinopteri; Syngnathiformes; Syngnathidae. The transcript has 4 exons. The record is from RefSeq and is a predicted model, not a curated record. The coding region runs from base 1 to 882 and encodes 293 amino acids. Gene Ontology annotation, cellular component: cytoplasm. Gene Ontology annotation, biological process: N-terminal protein amino acid methylation. Gene Ontology annotation, molecular function: N-terminal protein N-methyltransferase activity.
AUGGAGAUUUCACUUGAAGAUGACAACGACAUCUCGUCGCCCCACUUUCAGUAUGAGGGAGCUCACAAGGCGUUCAGGGAUCGCUGGGAAAAGACGGACGAGACGAUGUGUCGCCACAGCAUGUCCUUCCACUUGCACCACACCAUGAGGACCGACUUCUUUGUCAGCUACCUCUACCUGUUGGAGAAAAUCCCUCUUGUGAAACUGUUUCCUGUCACCUGCGAGUACAUCGAGGGAGAGAAACAGUUCUACUACAGAGCUCAGCAGUUUUACGAGGAUGUCCCCGCCUCAGAGGAGGGAAUGAUGGGAGACUUUGUCGAGAUAUCCAAUGUGGAUCUAGAGGGUUCCCGCCAGUUUCUAAAGAAGUUUGUGGGUCCUGGUAAGGCCGGCACGCACUGCGCUCUGGACUGUGGCUCUGGUAUCGGCCGUGUGACCAAAGGUGUCCUCCUUCCUGUCUUUGACACAAUGGAGAUGGCGGACAUGAUGGAGCACUUCCUCCUCCACGCACACGAGGAGUACCUGGGGGAUGACGCGGACCGCAUUGAGACCUACUACUGCUACAACCUGCAGGAAUUCACCCCCCCGAAAAAUAAGUACGAUGUCAUCUGGAUGCAGUGGGUGGCAUGCCAUCUGACGGACAAAGACCUGAUGAACUUCCUCAUCCGCUGCAAGAAGAGUUUGCGUUCAAACGGCGUCAUUAUCAUGAAAGACAAUAUGGCACGACAGGGCUGCAAGUUGGACCCCAUCGACAGCAGCAUCAGUCGGCACCUGGACAUCAUGAAGUGCAUCAUUCACAAGGCCGGCUUGGAGGUGCUGGCUGUCGAGAGGCAGGAGGGCUUUCCUGAGGUCAUCAUGCCCGUCUGGAUGAUUGCAAUGAAGUAG